This is a messenger RNA of Nematostella vectensis (starlet sea anemone), 3633 nucleotides long. Its product is annotated as membrane metallo-endopeptidase-like 1. The record is from RefSeq and is a predicted model, not a curated record. Gene Ontology annotation, biological process: protein processing. Lineage: Eukaryota; Metazoa; Cnidaria; Anthozoa; Actiniaria; Edwardsiidae. Gene Ontology annotation, molecular function: metalloendopeptidase activity. The transcript has 17 exons. The coding region runs from base 990 to 3218 and encodes 742 amino acids. Gene Ontology annotation, cellular component: plasma membrane.
GACACGCCUUCCUUUUGGUCAAUUUACUAUGUGAUUUACACGCCUUCCUUUUGGUCAAUUUACUAUGUGAUUUACACGCCUUCCUUUUGGUCAAUUUACUAUAAGAUUUACACGCCUUCCUUUUGUUCAAUUUACCUAAUAUUUACUUUGGUGUCCCUUUCUUUCGGCCCCUUUGGAAAAGCUUGGAUCCGCCCUUGCUUUUGUCAAUUCACUAUAAAAUUGUAAUAACCAUCUUAUAACUUCGUUUUACUCAGUUGAUUCGCCACAAGCCCCAAUGUGGCCUUCUUGUAUACUAUCCAAUUUAACCACCACUUUUGUAACCAUGUUUUUUGAGGUCUCAAAAAUGAUAACCAAACGUUUAACCAUGAUAACCAACCGAGUCCAAGGUGAAUGCCAUACGUUUCCGUGAGACCUUCCUAAUCGUCUACUAUGGGCUUUAUAUUCUAAGAGUGAAUCUAACCAGUAAUCGCCCCUGAAUUUGUUCUUUUCUAGUCGGAGUGGAUAAAUCGGUUUCGAUAAUUGCCACCGUCUUUGCCGCAAGAUAACACAAUCGACGCACUGCCUCUCUGAUGGUGAAACCGAUAGUGAUAGUGAACCAUCUUGCCUCUUUCAGACUCCUUGCAGACUCAUGUGUUGAGCUAAAUGAACAGUGUUUAGUAAUUUAUUAAAAAAGAAAGGUGUUUCGCCUUUUUAAUAGUAUCUCAUCACUGUGCCUGGUCGUUGAUCAAGCCCGGGGAUUUGGAGUCUAGGCUUUUACAUAUACGGCUGAUGAUCUUGCGGUUCGCCUUGGCCGCCCGGGUAUUGCAUGUUCCGUAUGGUUGAAUAGGUUAAUAGAAACAUACAGGAUUACCAUAUGUUUGCAUGAGUUGUCUUCAUGUCUGAAUGAGUCAGGAGCGCGAUUAAUUACAUAAGUCUGCUACGCUUAAAGGCGAAGAAAUAACUUAAGCAUAAUAUAAAAGCGCACGGAGUUCUUGGAGAAAAUUGAUACCAUGGAUCGGCAGGACAUGAGUCUAACUGGUUCGUACACCUUUAACGAGCUGCAGGACGAGAUGGAGAAUGGCCAUGCGACUAGUAACUCCUUACAGCCUCUACGAUACCCUACGAGAACUAAAACAAGACAUCCGAGACGGACGAACAUUCUUUUAGUUGUCAUGCUCGUGUUGGUAGUCGUUAUCGUAGUCCUCGCUGUUCUGUACGGCUUGGAAGUAAGUAAAAGCAAGCGAGCUAUCUCGGAUGACAGGAAUGCAUGUUACACGCCAAAAUGUUUAAGUAUCGCAUCCGUCAUUCUUGCAAAUAUGAACCUCACGCGAGAUCCGUGCGAAGAGUUUGCGAAGUACACUUGCGAGUUGUGGGAUAAGAAUUAUCCCGAGAAUUAUAUCACCGACCCCCUCAUCCGCAACAAUUUCAACAAACUGCGUGCUCUGAUGGAAGACAGAAGCGACGUGUUACCACCGAACGACCCCCGCGCUAUUGUGAAACAAUACUAUCAGUCAUGUAUCGACGAAAAAACUGUACAAGAAAACUAUAUCAAGGACUUGACAAGUUUUCAGGCCGUGGCUGGUGAUUGGCCGGUGUUAGGUGGAUGGAAUGAGACCAAAUGGAACUGGAUGGAUGCCGUUAUUAAGUUACAAAGAUUCUCCUUGGAGUUUUCAUUUCUCAUGAAGAUGGAAUUAAUAGUAGACCCACAAGACCCUAGCGGUCAUACCUUUCGGAUUACUCCGCCUGAGAUCUCAGACGAUAUUAAGACUAAAGAGGCCAAGUUGCGCGAGCUGAUGGACUGGUGCGAGCUGAUUGGAGCCCGUGGUGCGCAUGUGCGAACAGACAUGCAAAAAGUGAUGGAAUUUGAAAAACACGUGGAACAGAUUAUACCGGAAUUCAGGGAUAUAUACAAGAACUGGUACAACUCUCAUAGCGUGGCGUCUUUAGAGGCACAGUCGGGGUUUCCCUGGUCAGAAUAUUUGACAAAGCUUGUCUCGAUAACGGGAAAGCCACUGGCGAAGGAUAGGAAUCUGGUGGUAACCUCAAUUCCUUACUUCGCAAGUCUCACCAAGCUCAUCAACACGACGGAAAAAAGGACUUUAGCCAACUACCUAUUGAUUGCAACAAUCCAGACACUAAAGCCGCUCUUCUCAACCUCCCUGGGGGGCAAAAAAGUCACCAUGCCACGCUGGGAACGCUGUUUAACGGUGAUCAAUGAGCGCUACGGGCUAAAGAUGGCCAUGGGAUACCUGUGGGUCCAGAAGGAGUUUGACAAGCAGGACAUCCCUGUGCUAAACGAGAUGUGGGGGGACAUCAAAGACGCGUUUCGUCAGCGUCUGGACGACCUUCAUUGGUUGGACGAGGAGACAAAGCAACAUGUGCGUGACAAGGUAGACAUCAUGAAGGGCAAGAUUGGUUAUCCUGAAGUCUGUAACAACCUGACGUUACUAAAGACGUAUAUCAAAGGGAUGCCUCUGGGUGAUCCCGAUCAUCUCCUUCUCAUGGAUAUCAACGUCACCAGCUGGGGAAGCUCCGUGGUCGUGAAGAAGUUCAUGUUGUCUGCCGUCACCGAUGAAUGGGUUUCUGCCCCAUAUAAUGUCAAUGCCUACUACCGAAUGACUCGCAACGAGAUCAACGUUCUUGGUGGAAUGCUUCAGCCGCCAUUUUUCUACGGCAGAAAGGCCCCAAUAGCAGUGAAUUUUGGAGGCAUCGGCUCGGUCCUUGCACAUGAACUCAUCCAUGGCUUUGACACAUGGGGUCGCAAGUUUGACAAGCAUGGCGUGAUGGGCCGGAAAUGGUUUAGUGAUUCCACAGUCCAGCAAUUCAAUGCCAGAUCGCAGUGUAUGGUGGAUCAGUAUAGCGCUAUCUCCGUCCUUUUUCCCGAUAAUACUUCUCUCAGCAUAGAUGGUAACUUCACACUUUCAGAAAACAUCGCUGACAAUGCUGCGCUUAUUCUCGCAUACAAGGGUUAUCAAAACUGGGUGAAGAGACACGGCGAAGAGGGCUUGUUACCAGGCCUUGGGCUCUCUAACGAGCAGCUGUACUUUGUGUCGAAUGGCCAGUUGUUUUGCUUCAGUUCGUCACCGGCUAAUAUCCGUAACCGAAUGAAUCAUGAUAGCCACAGCCUCCCUCCUUACCGAUCAACUGUUACCGCCUCCAAUUUUGAGACAUUUUCAAGACUGUUCCAGUGCCAACGAGGAGCCAAAAUGAACCCUUCACAGCGGUGCACCCUGUGGUGACCAAACUAGCGAAAGAAAGAUGUCAGUAGAUCAUACUAGCCUUACUUGUUUAGCUUACCCUGGGCCAUUCAAAAGUGUCGCGAGUAUACAAAAAGCCUUUGGGUGAAAAGGUAACCGUUUGAAUCUUUAACUGUUUAUGGAAACACCGACCGUGUCUUUUUAGUCGUCUAAUGUACAUAUAGUACCGUAAGGGGUUGAGUUGGACAAUUCUGAAGUGUAUUUAUAGAUUUUUGUGGAACUAGAUUCAGCCCACUAAUGUUUUUGUUACAAAUUGUUACAGUUUUGAUGAUUUUAAAGCACAUUUCAAUUCCCCUUCUUUAGCUUGAUUUUAUUGUCCCAAAAUCGUGACAUCGGGAAAAUAAAGUGACCUUACCAAAACAGCGAAAUCGCGAAAAAUAAAGUGUCGCGAAAUAUC